Molecule: messenger RNA, 122 nt
Organism: Racocetra persica
Lineage: Eukaryota; Fungi; Glomeromycota; Glomeromycetes; Diversisporales; Gigasporaceae
Source: the annotation of a GenBank genome assembly
GUAUGCCAUCUAAUAAUUGUCUUCAAGGUGCAUUAGCUUGUUAUUAUGCACAUAAAGAUGGAUAUACAGAACAUCUUGAACGAAUAUUUACUAAAAAGGAUUAUAAGCAAUACUUAGAUAUA